This is a messenger RNA of Rosa rugosa (rugosa rose), 1460 nucleotides long. RefSeq names its product metacaspase-1-like. The transcript is spliced from 5 exons. NCBI's taxonomy places the organism in Eukaryota, Viridiplantae, Streptophyta, Magnoliopsida, Rosales, Rosaceae. The record is from RefSeq and is a predicted model, not a curated record. Gene Ontology annotation, biological process: proteolysis. Gene Ontology annotation, molecular function: cysteine-type endopeptidase activity. Bases 95 to 1336 code for a protein of 413 amino acids.
UCCCCAGCAUCCACCUUUCUCUGUUGGUCUCAAACCUUUAAUCAAAUAUUCACUCCCCUUCGACUCAUGCAUCCACUUAUCCUCCAGAUUCCAAAUGAGCAUUUAUGGAGGCCAACGACAACUGGUGGUCGACUGUUGCUAUUGCCAGACCCAAAUCCAGCUGCCUUCUGUGAAUCCGAUAUACCUCGUCGGCACAUCCGUCCGCUGCGGCAGCUGCUAUGCCAGUACCCGCGUCGCCUCUCCCGGCUCCACCCGCUCCCUCCAUAGUGCUGUAGCCUACUAUGUCGUCGACGUCUUAUUUUCAGGUUGCACUAUUGUUUCUGGUAAUAAAGUUAGUGGGAACACUGGGGACCAUAAUGGAAGUUUUUCUGUUGGCAACACUCUCCCUCCCUCGCCCUACAACCACGCGCCGCCGGGACCUCCGCCGAACGUGCACGGCCGGAAGAAGGCUGUGAUCUGCGGGAUAUCGUAUAAAUACUCGAGGCAUGAGCUCAAGGGUUGCAUCAAUGACGCCAAAUGCAUGCGGUAUCUCCUCAUCAACAAGUUCAAGUUUCCAGAUGAUUCCAUUCUCAUGCUCACUGAAGAAGAAACUCAGCCAGCUAAGAUUCCAAAUAGAUACAACAUUAGAAUGGCAUUACAUUGGCUUGUACAAGGAUGCCAACCAGGUGACUCCCUUGUGUUUCACUACUCUGGUCAUGGUUCACGGCAGAGGAAUUAUCAUGGUGAUGAAGUUGAUGGAUAUGAUGAAACCCUUUGUCCCCUUGACUUUGAAACCCAGGGUAUGAUUGUCGAUGAUGAGAUAAAUGCAACAAUUGUUAGGCCUAUUCCACAUGGGGUCAAGCUUCAUGCAAUUAUAGACUCUGGUCAUAGUGGCACUGUACUGGAUUUGCCAUUCCUUUGCAGAAUGGACAGGGGUGGAAAAUAUGUAUGGGAGGAUCAUCGCCCUAGAUCAGGCAUAUGGAAGGGAACUAGUGGUGGAGAAGUUAUAUCUAUCAGUGGUUGUGAUGACGAUCAAACCUCUGCUGAUAUAUCAGCUCUAUCCAAGAUCACAUCAACCAGUGCCAUGACUUUCUGCUUCAUCCAAGCAAUCGAGCGUGGACAGGCAGCCACAUAUGGAAUCAUACUCAAUUCUAUGCGUAAUACCAUUCGAAGUACGGGCUCUGGUGGUGGUGGUAGUGCUGUUGCUUCUCUGCUUGGUGGUAGUGGAGGUGCUGUUACAUCGCUUGUCAGCAUGCUUCUAACAGGCGGAAGUGUUGGUGGUGGUGGGCUAAGACAGGAGCCUCAAUUAACUUCCUGUGAGCCGUUCGAUGUGUACACGAAACCUUUCGCCCUAUGAUCUUUUCUGUCUACUCAUAUCAACACUUCAUGUAUUUUAGUCUCAUAGAUAUUUGUGAAACAACUUGAUGGGUAAAAAAUAUAUUUUACAUUCUUUAAUGUAUCCUAUUGAUAGGAUACCCUUG